GAUAAAAUAAAACAGAAUGAAAUACAUUAUGGUUUAUUGCGUGGUGGAGAAGAUAUUUGAUUUACUGCAAGUUAUCUAACGAUGGGAGCUUCUACAUCAUGUUCUGGAAAAACAAAAGUUGAAAGUUUUAACAAUGGUAAAAUUGGUGAAUUGAAGAACACAUCUCGUCCUCAAAGUGGUAAAAUAUCCACAUCACCAAAAGAUUGGAUUUGCAAUGAAAAAGAUGAACAGGAUAUCCAAAAGGGCAACAAUAACUGCGAUGUUCUUAAAGAUUCUUCUGUUACACUUCGUUCUACAAGAAGUACAGGAAAUAUGUAUAAUGUUAGAAGUUCAUCUGGGGAUAAGACAACUUUAAGAAGAUCUUGUGGAAGCCAAAAUUUACUCACAGUUGACAAAGUCUUCUCAGAAACUGAAAGCAUCCAACAUGCGUUAUUAAGACAAAUGAGCGAGCCUGUCCAAACAUGUAGAUCUUUGCCAUCUUCACCUCGCAUUGCAAGACGCCCAGCAAAAGAAAGUCACCAUGUUGAUAAGCAUGAAACCGAAAAUGGUCUUUCACUUAAUGAAUACAAACUUUUAGAAGAAAUAGGAAAGGGAUCUUAUGGUGUUGUUAGAAUGUGUUAUUCUGAAUCAGAUCAUCACAACUAUGCGAUGAAAAUAAUGUCCAAGAAACGAAUUAUAAGAAAAGCUGGUUUAGUGAAACCAAAUGAUAGAGGAAAGAAGGAUGCUUUAGAGAGCCUGAAAAGGGAAAUUGCAAUAUUGAAGAAAGUUGACCAUCCCAACAUCGUUAAACUUUAUGAGGUUCUUGAUGAUCCAACAGAUGAUAAUUUAUACUUAGUUUUUGAACUCGUCGAAAAGGGCCCUGUCAUGGAAAUCCCUACCGAAAAUCCGUUGACAGAGACUGAUGCGCGAAAGUAUUUCUGUGAUAUCCAUUCUGGUAUUGAAUACUUACAUUUUCAUCACAUCGUUCAUCGCGAUAUAAAACCUUCAAAUCUUCUUUUGGGUGAUGAUGGCCACGUUAAGAUUGCCGAUUUUGGAGUUGCCGAUAUCUUUGAGGGAGAGGAUGCACUGCUCUCAAAGACUGCUGGCUCGCCCGCGUUCAUGGCUCCAGAAUCUUUACAAGCCACGAAAGACAAGUACAGUGGAAAAGCCGCAGAUGUAUGGGCAAUGGGUGUCACUUUGUAUUGUUUUGUAUUUGGAAACAUUCCGUUUAAUCAUGGGAAUCGAUUUAGUCUUUAUGAGCUUAUCAAGUCAAGCAAGUUGGAAUUUCCUGAAGAUCGACCUUUGACUCCUGGCUUGGAGGAUUUAUUACUUAGAAUGUUGGUAAAAGAUCCCAAUGACCGAAUUUCAAUGGCGGAAAUGAAGAUACAUCCUUGGUUGACAAAAGGUGGUACUAUACUUUUACCCUCGACCUUCGACAACUGUGCUGUCCUUGAGCCCACGGAAGAGGAAAUCAGCAACAGUAUUAAGAGCGUACCCAAGAUUAAAACAUUGAUUCUUGUCAAGCAAAUGUUAAAACAUGGUCACUUUGCUAACAGGGAAAAACUAAAUCGCAUUCGUAUUACAACAGACUCUACGAUGUGACAAUUUCUAUGAAUGAAGUAUUCCAACACCUGCUGGUAAGGUGAAGGUAGUAUACGAUGGUACGACCAUUGAUCUUAAAGCAAAAAUCUUAUUGCUUCAUUAUUAACCAAUUGAAAGAAGUUUGGAUCAUUUGAUUUGUAUAAUCAACUAACCAAGUAAGAUAUCUUUAAUCAGGUAACUAAGUGGCGAGUUUUUACGCCAUAAAAUUUUACGUGCAUACAUAAUGAAGAAUGUAUUGCGAGAUGUAAAAUAGAACCGUCUGGGUACAGUAUGGGCAAAUUGAUGGAAUGUUUAUUGUUUACGAGAUAACAACAGGCCACGUCGAAAGAACUAUUCUCACAGAUUUAGGGAUUACUAAUUUGACCACCAGCAAUUAUCUUCAUUUCGAAACAAGUUGUGUGCAGACUUAAUGCCAAAAAGAUUAUCAAAGCAAUCAAACGAUGGCAAGAUUCAAAAUUACAUCUUUAAAUUGUUAGACUAUAAUUUAAUUUCAUCAAAUGUGCUCCAACGUUAUUCAAAAUUAUUUUUAAGCAACAGCAUUCUAUUAAAACAAAGUUGAAAUGUUCAA
Xenia sp. Carnegie-2017 is the source of this 2149-nucleotide messenger RNA. RefSeq names its product calcium/calmodulin-dependent protein kinase kinase 2-like. Gene Ontology annotation, molecular function: calcium/calmodulin-dependent protein kinase activity; ATP binding; calmodulin binding. Gene Ontology annotation, cellular component: cytoplasm. Lineage: Eukaryota; Metazoa; Cnidaria; Anthozoa; Malacalcyonacea; Xeniidae. The coding region runs from base 82 to 1581 and encodes 499 amino acids. The record is from RefSeq and is a predicted model, not a curated record. Gene Ontology annotation, biological process: positive regulation of protein kinase activity; intracellular signal transduction; protein phosphorylation. The transcript is spliced from 19 exons.